Messenger RNA from Gymnodraco acuticeps, 3250 nucleotides. It is a transcript of the gene map3k7, whose product is annotated as mitogen-activated protein kinase kinase kinase 7. NCBI's taxonomy places the organism in Eukaryota, Metazoa, Chordata, Actinopteri, Perciformes, Bathydraconidae. Gene Ontology annotation, biological process: JNK cascade; positive regulation of canonical NF-kappaB signal transduction; protein phosphorylation. The transcript is spliced from 18 exons. The coding region runs from base 262 to 2070 and encodes 602 amino acids. Gene Ontology annotation, molecular function: magnesium ion binding; MAP kinase kinase kinase activity; ATP binding. The record is from RefSeq and is a predicted model, not a curated record.
UGUGCGGGGGGGGGGGGACACAUUUGCAGUGCACACUCACUUCCUGCGGAGAAUAAAAAUACACUCCUAGCAAGCCAGCUAGACGAGUUGUAAAAAAGUUAUGUCUGGCUGUCAAGUGGAUAGAGAUAGACUGAUUUUGAACAUGGACGUUACUCCUCGCUUCUCCGUACAUUAACAGCAGAAACCACCCCCAUGUCCAGAGAGCCGGCACUGGUGACAAGUCAACUGCGAAUGUAAGUUACUAGCUGUCGUUAGCUAGUAAUGUCUCUAACGUUACCAUCUGCCGAUAUACUUGAAACACCUCCUGGAUAUCCGUUUGAAGAAAUCAACUAUGAGGAUAUUGAAGUUGAGGAGGUGGUCGGAAGAGGAGCUUUUGGAGUUGUUUGCAAAGCCAAAUGGAAAGGCAAAGAUGUGGCCAUCAAGACCAUUGAGAGUGAAUCGGAGAGGAAGGCCUUCAUUGUUGAGCUCCGGCAGCUUUCACGUGUGAAUCAUCCCAACAUUGUGAAGUUGUAUGGCUCAUGCAAUAAUCCAGUCUGCCUUGUGAUGGAAUAUGCUGAAGGCGGCUCAUUGUACAAUGUGCUGCAUGGUGCUGAACCCCUCCCCUAUUACACUGCUUCCCAUGCCAUGAGCUGGUGUUUUCAGUGUUCCCAGGGCGUGGCCUACCUCCAUGGCAUGAAACCAAAGGCUCUCAUUCACAGGGACCUCAAGCCACCCAAUCUGCUUCUGGUGGCAGGCGGCACUGUGUUGAAGAUAUGUGACUUUGGAACAGCAUGCGACAUUCAGACCCACAUGACCAACAACAAAGGAAGUGCAGCAUGGAUGGCCCCAGAGGUAUUUGAAGGCAGCAAUUACAGCGAGAAGUGUGAUGUGUUCAGCUGGGGGAUCAUUCUCUGGGAAGUGAUCACUCGCAGGAAGCCCUUCGAUGAAAUUGGAGGACCAGCUUUUCGCAUUAUGUGGGCUGUGCACAAUGGCACAAGACCUCCUUUAAUCAAAAAUGUGCCCAAGCCCCUUGAGAGUCUGAUGACUCGCUGCUGGUCUAAAGACCCCUCUCAGCGGCCUUCCAUGGAGGAGAUAGUGAAGAUCAUGACUCAUCUAAUGAAGUACUUCCCUGGAUAUGAUGAACCGCUGCAGUAUCCAUACCAGUAUUCAGAUGACGGACAGAGCAACUCUGCUACCAGUACAGGUUCAUAUGUGGACAACACUGGCACCAGCACCAGCAACAAAAGUGACGCAAACAUGGAGCACAGUGAUUCCCAAGGGAGUAACGAUACUAUCAAGAUCAUGCCUCAGUUUGCUCCUUACUUCAAGCCAAAGGCAGACCCGUUGAGGUCUCUGCCUCUGUCGAGGGGGGGCAGUGUGGAGAGUCUGCCUGCACGGACACAGUGCCUGACAUCAUCUGACAGCAAGAGAAUGAGCGCUGACCUGUCGGAGCUGGAGCCCAAGCUGCCAUUUGCACCUGCAGCACGUCCGCAGUUUAAACGAGGCCAUCGUAAAACGGCAUCAUACGGCACCAUUCUGGAUGUCCCCAAGAUCGUCAUCACAGCCACAUGCGAGCCUCAGAGACGGCGCUCAGUGCAGGACCUGCCCGGCAUCUGCUCAGAGUCCAGCCAGGGGAGCAGGAACAGCAGCCGCUCCUCCAGUCCCAGUGUGAGGAUGAUGCCCCCCGAUAAGACCAGCAGCAGAGGGUACUUCUGCCCCGAUGACCCUACAGACACAAACGGCUCAGACAACUCCAUUCCCAUGGCCUAUCUGACCCUGGAUCACCAGCUGCAGCCUCUCGCUCCCUGUCCCAACUCCAAAGAGUCCAUGGCUGUGUUUGAGCAGCACUGCAAGAUGGCGCAGGAAUACCUGAAGGUGCAGACUGAGAUCGCCCUGCUCAUCCAAAGGAAGAAGGAGCUCAUCGCUGAACUGGACCAGGACGAGAAGGACCAGCAGAACACGUCCCGUCUGGUGCAGGAGCACAAGAAGCUGCUGGAGGAGAACAAGAGCCUGUCCACCUACUACCAGAAGUGCAAGAAACAGCUGGAUCUGAUCCGGGUGCAGCAACAGAAGAGACAGGGCACGUCCUGAUGAGGCGGAGACAAAUGAACUCCUACCCCCCCUCCCCCUCCUCUGCCCUCCCCCUCCUCACCCCAGCAACAGAACACUACCCACCCUCAUGCAUCUCUCACACACACACACACACACACACACACACUGUGUCCUGCAUGUUGAAGACCCUCGCUCCGGUGGGGCAGGAAGUGACGUCCUCUGAACAUUUGCACAUCCUCACAGUGUGUUCGGUGAGCGCAGACCAAACAAUCACUGCCCCCCCCCCCCCCUCUGAUGAGCGUGUCUACAUGUUUGCUCUGGACAGCCACUCAGUCGUCCACGAUGUGAAACCCAAGACGAAGGCUGGUCAGUGAACAAUGUGCAGGAUCCCUGAGGAUGUUUGGACGCAUGGAUUCCGUCAUAUGCAAACCCCCCACCCCUUAAAUCAACACAUUUAUCUCCAACUUUGUUCUAAUGGUGAGCAUGAGCCACCUCGCGUGGGCCCCUCAGGUUUUGAGGUCAGAGGCAUGUACUUCCUGUCUCUGAUAAAGGAAAGCUGGGGUUUGUGUAGACCUGAAAAGCUCCUCGUGCUGUUCAAACUACUUCUGGCUCCCAGAGCGAACAGCGGACCCCCUCUCCACUUCUGUUUUUGCGUGUAGAUGUUUUCGUCUUUUCUAUCCAGUAGUUCACUUUGUAUGAUAGCUCUUGUGUCAUUUUUGCACUAGGAAAUAUUGUAUCUGGUGGGGGAUGCCCUUGCGGACAAAUAGAGGAGCGUAUACCUCCGUACUGUGUCUAGUCUGUUUUUAGUUCACAUGUUGCCUUAGAAGUUGCCUGCAUUUUAAGUGCUUGUUUUAUUUGACAUGUCGUGGGGAUAAAAGAAGAGGGUAUGUUUUAAUGGACUUUGAAUGAACUUCUAGGAGGGAGUGAGAAGCGUCUAUGAUUUACUCUAAAAGAAUGCGUUUUCUUUUCUUGGUCUCAUAUCCCACGAAUACUUUUGCACAAUCAAUUUAGCUUUGUCUGAUCAUGUACACAUUUUAUUUCUCAUUUAAACUCAUUUUAAAAUAGCAAGACUUGACGAGUCUUACUUUUAAAUGUGUUUGUGUGCAGGAGUAAUCCUCAUCGGGUCUCUUCUCCUGGUCAUGGCUUUAGCACACACCACAGUAUAUGGCAGUGAUGAAGGCAUUAUGAAAUAAACUGAAUGCUGAAAAGACUCACUUUU